AUGCCAGGCCAUAAACCCAUGAAGGACCGUCUGAACCUUGCAUUGUGUGCAAAUGCUAGUGGUGACUGUAAAGUAAAGCCACUGCUAGUCUACCAUUCUGAAAAUCCUCGAGCGUUCAAGUCACACAAAAUUCUGAAAGAAAAACUGCACGUAAUGUGGCGCGCGAAUGCAAGGGCAUGGGUUACGCGGCAGUUCUUUACAGAUUGGGUAAACCUCGUCUUCGGUCCUUCAGUGAAGGAAUAUCUUCAAAAGAAUAACCUCCCACUGAAAGCCUUAUUAAUUUUGGAUAAUGCUCCGGCCCACCCACCUGGUCUUCAAGAUGACAUUCUCGAGGAGUUCCAGUUUGUGAAAGUCCUCUACCUCCCACCCAACACGACUUCCAUCCUGCAACCAAUGGAUCAGCAGGUCAUUGCAAAUUUUAAAAAGCUUUUCACAAAGCACUUGUUCCGCCGAUGCUUUGAGGUGGCAGAGAACACCAAGCUUACCCUUCGAGAGUUUUGGAAAGGGCAUUACAAUAUCGUCGCAUGUUUACGUAUCAUUGACUCUGCAUGGCAAGAGGUAACGAGACGAACCUUGAACUCGGCGUGGAAAAAGCUAUGGCCUGAUGCUGUUUCAGAGAGGGACUUCGAAGGGUUCGUACCCCAAGCAACGGUAGAGGAGAUUGUGUCCCUCGGAAAGUCGAUGGGUCUGGAGGUAGAUGAGGGCGACGUCAACGAACUCGUCGAGGAACAGUAG
Molecule: messenger RNA, 735 nt
Organism: Macrobrachium nipponense
Lineage: Eukaryota; Metazoa; Arthropoda; Malacostraca; Decapoda; Palaemonidae
Product: tigger transposable element-derived protein 1-like
Exons: 1
Coding region: 1-735 (244 amino acids)
Cellular component (GO): nucleus
Molecular function (GO): DNA binding
Source: RefSeq, a predicted model, not a curated record